This is a messenger RNA of Ipomoea nil (Japanese morning glory), 2088 nucleotides long. RefSeq names its product protein FAR1-RELATED SEQUENCE 5-like. Gene Ontology annotation, molecular function: zinc ion binding. Gene Ontology annotation, biological process: regulation of DNA-templated transcription. NCBI's taxonomy places the organism in Eukaryota, Viridiplantae, Streptophyta, Magnoliopsida, Solanales, Convolvulaceae. The coding region runs from base 1 to 2088 and encodes 695 amino acids. The transcript has 3 exons. The record is from RefSeq and is a predicted model, not a curated record.
AUGAGCGUCACGGUGACUCCGGAGUUGCCAGAGGGCCAUGCAAACGAGGUGGUUAGUGAGCACGUCCCACAUGGUGCGCGUGAAUUAGUAGCAGAGCGGACCUCAAUUUGGUGUCCGGACGUUGGCAGUGAAAUCACCCCUGUGGUUGGGCGGCGUUUUAGCACAUUGGAUUCAGGCAUCGACUUAUACACAAACUAUGCACGGGUAUGUGGGUUUGAUGUGCGGUUACACACCGUGAAACGGGACCGUGAUGGGAAGUCCAUAAUGCGUUACUUGGUAUGUAGCCGGGAAGGCAUUAAGGGUGGUGGUAUUAGCAAGCUGACCGGUGCAGACGGUGAUAAUGGUGGUAAGAAGAAGCAACGAAGACGACGGACAUCUAACAGGGUUAAGUGCAGAGCUAGGAUCUGUUUAAGGAAGGUGGGCAGUGGAGAGUUUGAGAUAACUGUGUUUGUUGAGGGGCAUAGCCAUCGUAUGUGUUCCGACGCAUCGAAAUUAUUUAUGAGAGUUAACCGGAAGUUGGACGUGGCACAACAAGCGUUUGCUGCAAACUGUGUAAGGGCGAAUGUUGGUUCGUCCAAAGGUUUCAAACUAUACAGGGAGGUCACCGGGUCGUACGCAAAUGUAGGCGCGACAGAUACCGAGUUUCAUAAUUUCAAACGAGACCUCCAGGUUUACGUUGAUGGCAAAGAUGGUGAAAUGAUUAUAGAGAAGUACAGUUUGGUGUUUGUGCCGUUCACCGGGGUGGACCACCACAAGCGAUGCAUUACUUUUGCUGCCGGGUUGCUCACUAAAGAGGAUGUCGAAUCAUAUUCAUGGUUACUACAGAGGUUUAAAACUGCAAUGGGUACUGUCCCAACGUGUGUGAUUACUGAUCAAGACCCGGCUAUGAAGAUUGCUUUUGCUGAGGUUCUGUCAGAUUGCCGCCAUCGUUUCUGUAUGUGGCACAUUAUGACAAAGGUGAACGAGAAAAUUGGGUCCGACAUGGUAAAAGACGUAGCGUUCCGCAACAAACUGAACGGUAUUGUUUGGAAUGAAACCAUCAGUGUAAGCGAGUUCGAAGAGCAGUGGCAUUCGUUAAUGGAAAAGUACAAUCUAGCAACCCACCGUUGGUUUACCAAGCUGUAUACUGAAAGGGAGUUCUGGGUACCUGCAUAUUUUAUAAAUCUGCCCAUGAGUGGGUUGUUGCGCACAACAUCCCAAUCUGAAGCAGAGAACAGUGUUUACGGGAAGUGUACCCGACCCCACUUCAGCUUGGUGGAGUUCUAUGUGCAAUUCGAGGGUGUACUGGAGACUCAGCGUUACAAGCAAUCUAAGUUGAACGCCGAGAGCGAGGGUUACUUGCCCGAUUUCAAGACCCCCUUAGCACUAGAACGGUAUUUGGCCCAGAUGUUCACGAUAACUAUUUUUUAUGAGCUACAACAAGAAAUUGAAGCUGGGUGUUUCUAUUGUCGAGUGGUGGGUAUCCGUGAGGAGGGGGAUGUCAUUACUUACAACAUAAGAGGAGAGUGCACCGCUACCUACACCGUGCAAUAUACCCCGGUAGGGAAUCAUGCAUCCUGUAGCUGCAAGCUAUUCGAGCGGUUGGGGUUAGUUUGUCGGCACAUGUUCUUGGUGUUCAAGGAUGCACAGGUUAAAAGCUUGCCGUUGGACUACGUCCUUCCACGUUGGUGUAAGCAGGUGGGCGGUGGUGUAUGCUGUGGGCAGUGUUGUGAUGUUCCUUCUCCGGAUUCUGGACCUAACCGGCUGUGGAAUGCAAUGCACCAAUGCGCUGCCUUGGUAGGCACCAACACGGAUCGGCAGACGCGGAUGCUGCAAGUAUUAGAAGAUUUGAAAGAGGAAUUUAUGAGUGAUGGUUCGAACGUUACCCCUGCAAAAGGUAACAAUGCUGUCAUCGUGGCUUUAUGUGGGGUUGCACCUCCGACAUCCAUCACCAUCAAGUCCCUGGCUCAAGCUAAAAACAAAGGGAUCGGUCGACGUAUUAAAAGCCAGCGGGAGUUAGCUGUUUUGAGCAAUGGUAAAAUAUGGUGUAAAUGCGGUGUGUGCGGCAAGUACGCCCGUCAUAACGCUCGUAGCUGUCCGUAUAAGUGA